Messenger RNA from Paramecium octaurelia, 656 nucleotides. Lineage: Eukaryota; Ciliophora; Oligohymenophorea; Peniculida; Parameciidae. The record is from the annotation of a GenBank genome assembly.
AUGGAAGUAAAAAUAUUAUCUCCACAACUGGGAAUGCAUCUCUAUAAUUUUUUAUUUAAUUAAUAUCCAGGAGUAUUGCAUUCAUAACAGGUUCCAACUAAGCAAGAUGUGCAUUAUUCUUAGCAAGUGAGAUUGCAUGAAUCACAACCAUCAUAAUUAAGUAAGUUGCCGUCGUCACAUCCCUCAUAAUAUGUAACAAUUUUAUCUCCACAAAUUGGAGCACAUUCACCACUUUUACUCAACAAUUAAAAUCCUGAUUUGCACUUAGUACAAACCCCUUAAAUACAUAAGUCACAAAAAUUAUCACAUGAAAAAACGCAAUUGAUGCAACCAUCAAAAGGGUCAUUAUUUCCAUCGUCACACUGCUCUGUGCCUCCUACAAUUUAAUCACCACAAAAAGUAACACAUCUAAAAGUAGCUAAAUUAAUAUAAUAUCCAAUAGAAUUAUCACAAUCAUAACAUUUUCCAUAGAUGCAAUUUGUACAUUGAAGUUAACAUUAAAAUUAACAAUUAUAACAUCCAUCAUAAGGAGUCAGAUUAUUAUCCUCACAUUAUUCUUAACUAACAAUAGAACUAUUUCCACAUGUAGGAAAACAUCUUUUCAUAGUCUUUUAAAGUGUAUAACCAGAAGAACAAACAGAACAUUAUCCAUUGAC